UGUAAAAAAAUUUCAGAUCGGAGGUUUUUUUUUUCUUUUGCUUGGCCCAUUGUCUUUUUACCGUACCCGGACCCCACACCUGGGACCAAUUCAAAUAACUUUAUUUCAAUUCACAUUUACAAUUUCACCCUUCCUUAACUCCUUUAUAAACGAACCUUGCUUCCCCUUUUCUUAGCUCACAAGCACCCUCUCUCUUCUCAGGCGGAAAGCUCCCGAGGAGAAGAAAGACGCAAUGGCAAAAGGCAGCAACAAGCUGACGAAGCUCAAGUCAGUUCUCAAGAAGCUAAACUCAUUCAGCAGCAAGCAAAGCCGCCCGACAUCAAGCUCCGUAGUGGCGGCUUCUGACAUCGACGAAGAAUCACCGGCCAAUCUCCAGCUUGUCUACGUGGGAAAAUCUCGGAGGCGAUACCUUAUUAGCUCCGCCAUUAUCGACAAGCCCCUGUUUCGCGAACUCGCGGAAUGGUCUGGCGAAAAUGACAGCAUCAUCAACGUUUCGUGCGAGGUUGUCUUGUUCGAACACUUGCUUUGGAUGCUCGAAAAUGCUGAUCCUCAGCCUGAUUCUUUGGAGGAGCUUGUCGAGUUUUACGCUUGUUGAUUGUUUGGAUAAAAGAGAUGUUCCCGUGGGAUCAUUCGCAUGUUACCGAUCCAAGUUGUACAUUAUUUUAUGAUAAUAAUGUGAUUAGGCGGUGUAGAAGAAACCAAAAAACCAUUGUAGAGAGAAAAAGGGACUGCGCUGAUCAGAAUUUCGAGGAAGAAAACAAAGAGAGAGAGAGAGAGAGAGAGAGAGAGAGAGAGUUAAUUUCAACGGUGAGGAUUUAACCGAAUUCACGCCGGUAAAUCUGUAAGCCUGGUGGGGGCUUAUAGUUGUGUAUCAUUGUUGUUCAUCGUCAUUUAUUUAUUUUUCUUAUUUAAUUAUA
Molecule: messenger RNA, 917 nt
Organism: Durio zibethinus
Lineage: Eukaryota; Viridiplantae; Streptophyta; Magnoliopsida; Malvales; Malvaceae
Source: RefSeq, a predicted model, not a curated record